AUGUCUGCUCCCCUUAUUUUCAUCACCGGUGCCACUGGUUUUAUUGGCAGCGCCACCGCGGUCGAGGCUCUGAAGGCGGGAUAUCGACUUCGAAUCGGCGUCCGCAAGAGGUCAGAGAAGCUCGAAGAAGUAUUGUCAAGCUACUUCGACCGGCUGGAAUAUAUCACUAUCCCCGACCUGACUGAUGAAGCUGCCUUUAGAGGCAAGCUUGAUGGAGUGGACUUUGUUCUGCAUUUAGCAUCACCUCUUGCCCGUGGCACAGAUCAGGAUGCGAUUUUCACCCCUGCAGUGGAGGGAACCCUGGCCUUGCUCAAGGAGGCAGCUAAAGCGCCAAGCAUCAAAAAGGUCGUGAUUACUUCGUCCAUCGCGGCGUUGAUUCCUAUUACCGGAGUACCCGAAGGUGGUAUCAUUAAAGAGGAAAACGACUGGAAUUUCAACGUGGACCCAAUGGCCGAUUUCGUUGAUCCUAACAAUCCCGAUGCAACACCGAUGACGUUGUACCGAGCAUCCAAACUGCUUGCAAACAACGCUACCUGGAGAUUUUGGGAAACCGACAAACCACAUUUCUCAUUGGUCACUAUUCAUCCAGCAUUUGUUUUUGGUACCAAUCUCAUGCAAACUUCCGCCCAGGAAGUCCAAACAGGAUCCAACGGAAUUCUCUGGGGUAGUUUGAUGGGGGGCGUUCCGCUCGGCGGUAUUAACGGUGUGCACGUCCAGGAUGUUGCUGAAGCUCAUAUCAAGGCUUUAGACCAGAAGAUUAAGGACGGCUCAAAGUAUCUGCUUUCCGGUCCCCCAACAACUUGGAAAGAAGUGGCCAAGGUGGCACUCAAAGCCUACCCCCAUAUUGGCAUGAAGAUCACUGAGGAGGUUGAAAGUAUUCCUUCCAUGCCUACUGAUACGACCAAAGCAGAGGUUGAGCUUGGAAUGAGAUGGAGAUCAUGGGAUGAGAUGGUGCGUGAUGUGAUAGAUCAGCAGCUGGGCUUCUUGCAAGGCUGA
This is a messenger RNA of Penicillium subrubescens, 996 nucleotides long. RefSeq lists its product as uncharacterized. NCBI's taxonomy places the organism in Eukaryota, Fungi, Ascomycota, Eurotiomycetes, Eurotiales, Aspergillaceae. Bases 1 to 996 code for a protein of 331 amino acids. The record is from RefSeq and is a predicted model, not a curated record. The transcript has 2 exons. Gene Ontology annotation, molecular function: oxidoreductase activity, acting on the CH-OH group of donors, NAD or NADP as acceptor.